Messenger RNA from Lepus europaeus (European hare), 4161 nucleotides. RefSeq names its product tenascin N (gene TNN). Bases 1 to 4161 code for a protein of 1386 amino acids. The record is from RefSeq and is a predicted model, not a curated record. NCBI's taxonomy places the organism in Eukaryota, Metazoa, Chordata, Mammalia, Lagomorpha, Leporidae. Gene Ontology annotation, molecular function: protein binding. The transcript has 19 exons.
AUGUGUCCCCAGGGGCUGUGCAGCCUCCGCUUGGGGCUCCUGCUGGGCUCUGCGCUGCUGGUGGCGUCAGCCCCCGCCACCCCGGAGCCCCACAGUUGCAGCAACCAGGACCAGCAGGUGACCCUCAGCCACACCUACAAGAUCGACGUGCCCAAGUCCGCCCUGGUCCAGGUGGAGGCUGACCCUCAGCCGCUGGGCGACGAAGGGACUUCCCUCUUGGCCCUGGGAGAGGCCGGGGAGGAGCAGAACAUCGUCUUCAGGCAUAACAUCCGCCUUCAGACGCCGCACAGGGGCUGCGAGCUGGCAGACAGUGUCCGGGACCUCCUGGCCCGGGUGAAGAGGCUGGAGGAGGAGAUGGAAGAGAUGAAGGAGCAGUGCAGUGCCCAGCGCUGCUGCCCAGGAGCUGCCGACCUGAGCCACCACUGCAGCGGCCACGGCACCUUCGCCCCUGAGACCUGCAGCUGCCGCUGUGAGCAGGGCUGGGAGGGCGCGGCCUGCGAGCGCCCCGCGUGCCCCGGCGCGUGCAGCGGCCACGGGCGCUGCGAGGACGGCCGCUGCCUGUGCCACGCGCCCUUCGUGGGCGCCGACUGCGCCUACCCCGCCUGCCCCGGGAACUGCAGCGGCCACGGCGAGUGCGUGCGCGGCGUCUGCCUGUGCCACGCCGACUUCACGUCGGAGGACUGCAGCGAGCGGCGCUGCCCCGGCGACUGCAGCGGCCAUGGCUUCUGCGACACUGGCGAGUGCUACUGCGAGGAGGGCUUCCUGGGCCCCGACUGCGCGCAGGUGGUCGUCCCCCAGGGUCUGCAGCUGCUCAAGAGCACAGAGAACUCCCUGCUGGUGAGCUGGGAGCCCAGCAGCGAAGUGGACCACUACCUCCUCAGCUACUACCCGCUGGGGAAGGAGCGCUCUGCGAAGCAGAUCCGGGUGCCCAAGGAGCAGCACACCUAUGAGAUUCCCGGUCUGCAGCCUGCAACCAAGUACAUAGUCACCCUGCGCAACGUCAAGAAAGACGUGUCGAGCAGCCCCCAGCACCUGCUCGCCACCACAGAUCUGGCUGUGCUUGGCACUGCUUGGGUGACCGAAGAGACGGAGACCUCCCUGGAUGUGGAGUGGGAGAACCCCUCGACUGACGUGGACUACUACAAGCUGCGGUACGGCCCCUUGACGGGGCACGAGGUGGCUGAGGUCACGGUGCCCAGAAGCAGGGACCCCAAGAGCCGCUAUGACAUCACCGGUCUGCUGCCUGGGACAGAGUACAACAUCACGGUCAUCCCCAUGAGAGGAGAGCUGGAGGGCAAGCCGAUUCUGCUGAGCGGCAGGACAGAAAUUGAUGGUCCGACCAACGUGGUGACUGAUCGCGUGACGGAAGACACAGCAGCCGUCUCCUGGGACCCCGUGAAGGCUGACAUAGACAAGUACAUGGUGCGCUACAUCUCCCCUGAUGGGGAGACCAGGGAGAAGGCGGUCCCCAAGGACCAGAGCAGCACCAUCCUGAGCAGCCUGAAGCCGGGAGAGGCCUACAAAGUCUACGUGUGGGCUGAGAGGGGCAGCCAGGGGAGCAAGAAGGCCGACACCCAGGCCCUCACAGAAAUCGACAGCCCAGCAAACCUGGUGACUGACCGGGUGACGGAGAACACGGCCGCCGUCUCCUGGGACCCGGUGCAGGCCGACAUCGACAGGUACAUGGUGCGCUACACCUCGGCCGACGACCAAGAGACCAGGGAGGUGCCGGUGGGCAAGGAGCGGAGCAGCACGGUGCUCACGGGCCUGAGGCCGGGCGUGGAGUACACGGUCCACGUGUGGGCCGAGAAGGGGGCCCGAGAGAGCAAGAAGGCCGACACCAAGGCCCCGACAGACAUCGACAGCCCCAAAAACCUGGUGACUGACCAGGUGACGGAGAACACGGCCACCGUCUCCUGGGACCCGGUGCAGGCCGACAUCGACAGGUACGUGGUGCGCUACACCUCGGCUGACGGAGAGACCAGGGAGAUGCCGGUGGGCAAGGACAAGACCAGCGCCAUCCUGACGGGCCUGAGGCCGGGCGUGGAGUACACGGUGGACGUGUGGGCCCAGAAGGGGGCCCGGGAGAGCAGGAAGGCCAACACCCAGGCCCCGACAGACAUUGACAGCCCCAAAAACCUGGUGACUGACCAGGUGACGGAGAACACGGCCACCGUGUCCUGGGACCCGGUGCAGGCUGACAUCGACAGGUACAUGGUGCGCUACACCUCGGCCGACGGAGAGACCAGGGAGGUGCCAGUGGACAAGGACAAGACCAGCACUGUCCUGACGGGCCUAAAGCCGGGCGUGGAGUACAAGGUGGACGUGUGGGCCCAGAAGGGGGCCCGGGACAGCAGGAAGGCCAACACCAAGGCCCCGACAGACAUUGACAGCCCCAAAAACCUGGUGACUGACCAGGUGACGGAGAACACGGCCACCGUGUCCUGGGACCCGGUGCAGGCUGACAUCGACAGGUACAUGGUGCGCUACACCUCGGCCGAUGGAGAGACCAGGGAGUUUCUGGUGGGGAAGGACAAGACCAGCACUGUCCUGACGGGCCUGAGGCCGGGCGUGGAGUACACGGUGGACGUGUGGGCCCAGAAGGGGGCCCGGGAGAGCAGGAAGGCCAACACCCAGGCCCCGACAGAUAUCGACAGCCCCAAAAACCUGGUGACUAACCAGGUGACGGAGAACACGGCCACCAUCUCCUGGGACCCGGUGCAGGCCGACAUCGACAGGUACAUGGUGCGCUACACCUCCGCCGACGGAGAGACCAGGGAGAUGCCGGUGGGGAAGGACAAGACCAGCACUGUCCUGACGGGCCUGAGGCCAGGCGUGGAGUACACGGUGGACGUGUGGGCCCAGAAGGGGGGCCGGGGGAGCAAGAAGGCCAACACCAAGGCUCCCACAGAAAUCGACAGCCCCAAAAACCUGGUGACCAACUGGGUGACAGAGAACACGGCCACCGUGUCCUGGGACCCGGUGCGGGCCAACAUCGACAGGUACGUGGUGCGCUACACCUCUGCCGACGGCGAGAGCAAGGAGGUGCCGGUGGGCAAGGAGCGGAGCAGCACGGUGCUCACGGGCCUGAGGCCGGGCGUGGAGUACACGGUCCACGUGUGGGCUAAGAAGGGGAGCCGGGACAGCAAGAAGGCCGACACCAAGGCCCUGACAGAAAUUGACCCUCCGAAAAACUUCCGUCCGUUUGCUGUAACCCAGUCUGGUGGGGUCCUGACCUGGAUGCCUCCCUUGGCUCAGAUCGAUGGCUACAUACUCACCUACCAGCUCCCUAACGGCACGGUGAAGGAGGUGCAGCUUCGAAGAGGCGAGCAGAGGUUUGAGCUGCAAGACCUUGAGCAUGGCAUCACCUACCCCGUCUCCUUGGUCGCCUUCAAGGGGGAGCGCCGGAGCAAGACUGUCUCCGCCACCCUCUCCACAGUUGAUGCGAGGUUUCCACACCCUUCGGACUGCACCCAGGUUCAGCAGAACAGCAAUGCCGCCAGCGGCCUCUACACCAUCUACCUGAACGGCGACCCCAACCGGCCCCUGCAGGUGUACUGUGACAUGGACACGGAUGGCGGCGGCUGGAUAGUCUUCCAGAGGCGGAACACGGGGCAGCUAGAUUUCUUCAAGCGUUGGCGGAGCUACGUGGAAGGCUUUGGGGACCCCAUGCAGGAGUUUUGGAUUGGUCUGGACAAGCUGCACAACCUCACCACUGGCACCCCGACCCGCUACGAGGUGAGAGUGGACCUGCAGACGCUCAAUGAGUCCGCCUACGCCGUGUACGACUUCUUCCAAGUGGCCUCCAGCAAAGAGCGCUACAAGCUGACCGUCGGGAAGUACAGAGGCACAGCAGGGGACGCUCUUACUUACCACAACGGGUGGAAGUUUACAACCUUCGACAGAGACAACGACAUCGCCCUUAGCAACUGUGCCCUGACACAUCAUGGCGGCUGGUGGUACAAGAACUGCCACUUGGCCAACCCCAACGGCAAAUACGGGGAGACCAAGCACAGCGAGGGGGUGAACUGGGAGCCGUGGAAAGGACACGAGUUCUCCAUUCCUUACGUGGAGCUGAAAAUCCGCCCUCAAGGCUACAGCAAGGAGCGCGUGGCCGGCAGGAAGAAGCGGACGCCAGGAGGCAAGAUGAGAAUGUUGUGA